CAGUAGAGAUGAGACUAUAAUUUGUUUCUUUAUCGAGGAGUCGCCGAAAGCGGCGCUGCAUCAGCUGCUGUCCGCUGUUCCAUGGCGUCUGCGGUUAUGUAGGGUGGCAUAUAUCAGCGCGUUAAGACGCUGAAUUAACAGCUAAUAGAAAUAAUUAAGGAUCCAUUGCUCGCGAGAGACCACAGACGUGAAUGCACGGCUACUCCCAUCUGCGGACACCCUUCGGCUCAACGCAACUAAAUGAGCGAGCGAGAGUGGCAACAACCUCGGGAGCCGGAAGAUCGCCAACUUUCGUCAAGCGACGCUCACCAAACAGCCAGUACACCAGAACCUGAUGGCAGGGAUACCAGCGACACUUUUGCAGAGGCCAUCUCCGAUUUUGACACUAAUGACACCACCAAUGGCUCUGACGAUGAAAACGGAAUCAUAUGCAAAGUGGAGAUGGUGGAAGGAGACGAGGAGAUUCGCGAGUUUGGGGAGGAUUCGGAGGAGGGCCCGCGGACCAAGCACACGUGCCCCGACUGCCCUUUCGAGACAUUCGUGCGGUCAAGUCUGGUGCGGCAUCGUCGCAUGCACGCACGCCGGCCACUGUCGUGCCACCUGUGCGAUGCACACUACCUUGAUCAGACAUCCUUGGCACGACACCUGCGGACUCACGAAGGUGGCCAGGAGGCACUGCUGCCCUGCCCCGAGUGCGGCACUCACUUCACUCGCCGGGACACCCUGGAGCAGCACAUGAUGAUGCACGCGCAGCCCGAGAAGCCUUUCAAGUGUUCCAUCUGCCAGAAGUCAUUCAUGACUUACAAGGAGAUGCAGGCGCACAAAUCGGGCCAUGGGCGCAUAGCUCCUUACGUGUGUGAGGUGUGCGGCAAAGGCUACCUGCAACUCAGCACACUAGCUGAGCACCGCUUCAGCCACGAGGAGGAGCGACGGUUCCCGUGCACACUGUGUGGCAAGCGCUUCUUCUCCUCCAUGGCCUUGAAACGCCAUGGCCGUGUGCAUACUGGCGAGCGCCCAUUCCGAUGCCUGACAUGUGGCCUCAACUUUGCCAUCAGGGCCCACCUUCUCGCCCACAAGCGCACCCACACUGGGGAGCGACCCUUUCCAUGUCCCUCAGAAACGUGCCCACAGGCGUUCAGCACUUCAUCGGCUGCAAAGCGGCAUUUUCUCAACAUCCACUCCAAAGAUGCCCAGAAGAAGACCGCAGCAAAGAACAGUGGAGGGCAGCAAACAUCUGAACAUGGCGAUGGUGAAGACUAUAUCUUGGGGACAUACGAAUCUGACAGCAUGGAUACCAGUGACGCUGUUGUAGGCGCCACUAUCGAUCCUGACACUAAUGGCACCACCAAUCACUCCAACAACAUUAUAUGCAAAGUGGAGAUGGUGGAAGGAGACAAACUCCGUGAAUCUGAGGAGGAUUCGGAGGAGGAGGGCCCACGGACCAAGCUCACAUGCUCCGACUGCUCUUUCGAGACAUUCGUGGGGUCAAGCUUUAAGAGGCACUGUACCAUGCAUGCGCGCCAGCGACUGUCAUGCCACCUGUGUGAUGCACACUACAUGGACCAGGGUUCCCUGGCAAGACACCUGCAGACACACGAGGGUGGCCAGGGGGCACUGCUUCCCUGCCCCAAAUGUGACACCCAUUUCACUCGCCAGGAUACCCUGGAGCAGCACAUGAUGAUGCAUGCGCAGCCUGAGAAGCCUUUCAAGUGUUCUGUCUGCAAGAAGUCGUUCAUGACCUACAAGGAGAUGCGGGCCCACAAAUCGGGUCACGGAAUAAAAGCUCCUUACGUCUGUGAGGUCUGUGGCAAAGGCUACCUGCAGCAUGCCACCCUAGCCGAGCACCGCUUCAGUCACGAGGAGGAACGAAAGUUCCCGUGCAUGCUGUGUGGCAAGCGCUUCUUCAACCCCAUGGCCUUAAAACGGCAUGAACGCGUGCACACUGGUGAACGGCCAUUUCGAUGCCUUACUUGCGGCCUCAACUUUGGCAUUAGGUCUAACCUUAUUGCCCACAACCGCACUCACACUGGGGAACGACCCUUUCCAUGUCCAUCAGAAACGUGCCCGCAGGCGUUCAGCACUUCAUCGGCUGCGAAGCGUCAUUUUCUCCGCAUACAUUUAAAAGGCGCACGGAAGACUGCAGCAAAGAACAGUGGAGGCAUAGGGCAGCAAACAUCUGGAGAUGGUGGUGACGGUGAAGAUUAUAUCUUGGGUUGCACUGAUGAUGUGGGUGGAACCGAGCAGCCAGCAGCACCGACGCCAUACAUUUGCAAGCAGUGUGGAGCCAGCUUCAAGACCCAUUCAGGCCGGUGGGCCCACGAGCGGGCACACAUUGUGGUGCGGCCAUUUUCGUGUCUCGUCUGCCCGCAGGCAUUUGCGAGUAUGCAUGGCGCCUCCAGACACCUUCGCAAGGUCCACAACAUGACGUCCACAGCUAGACGACAGGCAGUAUAGUGCGCUACGAGCCUGUGAGACCGACUCUGUCUUCAGCUUAGCGUUGUGGCGAAGUGGCUGAAAGGAAAAGACUGUGCGUUUGCUUCCAUUUGGUGGGAACCAGUGUGCAGAAAGUUGGUGAGAGUAACUGGAUUGUCUUGUGGUAUGCUUUUUGCUGGUGUGAACUGGACCAAUUUUGGAGGCCAUGCUGAGAGACUGAUGUGAAUUAUUCUUGGCUACAUUUGUUUGAGUCAGUGCUGUUGCUGCAAUGCCUACUUGAAGUUUAAUAUAUAAUAAAAUAUUUUUCCCCACUAUG
Messenger RNA from Dermacentor silvarum, 2749 nucleotides. Its product is annotated as oocyte zinc finger protein XlCOF28. Gene Ontology annotation, biological process: regulation of transcription by RNA polymerase II. The record is from RefSeq and is a predicted model, not a curated record. Gene Ontology annotation, cellular component: nucleus. The transcript is spliced from 12 exons. The coding region runs from base 241 to 2454 and encodes 737 amino acids. Gene Ontology annotation, molecular function: DNA-binding transcription activator activity, RNA polymerase II-specific; RNA polymerase II cis-regulatory region sequence-specific DNA binding. NCBI's taxonomy places the organism in Eukaryota, Metazoa, Arthropoda, Arachnida, Ixodida, Ixodidae.